Molecule: messenger RNA, 366 nt
Organism: Iphiclides podalirius (scarce swallowtail)
Lineage: Eukaryota; Metazoa; Arthropoda; Insecta; Lepidoptera; Papilionidae
Source: the annotation of a GenBank genome assembly
AUGCAAACCACAGACAAGGUGCACCCGCUGACAACAUGCAACCAUAGAAAAGCAACCACAUAUCAGGCGCGCUCACAGUUGAGGAUUGUCAUCGUUCGCGCGAAACCCCCCCCCCCCCCCCCCCACACAAUACCCCACCACCGCCCCCCCGCCCCUGUCGCGUCGGCCGCUCGCCCCCGAACGGUGACGAAACGCCGUAAUGCGGAAACUUCCGGAAAAUCGGCCAUCGUCGUCUACCGGGACGAAUGCGCGCGAAGAUCGGUAAUGCCCCCCCUCUGCUUCCCGGCUACGGUCCGUCGGUCGAGGUCCCACGCGGUCGUUGCCGCGUUUUUACCGUCGCCCGUGGAACGCAGACGAAGCUCGGCG